AGAGCCGUCCAGCUGGAGCCCUGCGUGGCUGAGCUCAGGCCCCAGCGGCAUUCUUGGGUCAGAGCCACCUGUGGGGCAGCGCAAGGUCCUCAACCAUGAAUGGCACAGAGGGCCCCAACUUCUACGUCCCCUUCUCCAACAAGACAGGCGUGGUGCGUAGCCCCUUCGAAUACCCGCAGUACUACCUGGCCGAGCCAUGGCAAUUCUCCAUGCUGGCCGCCUACAUGUUUCUGCUGAUCGUGCUGGGCUUCCCCAUCAACUUCCUCACGCUGUACGUCACAGUCCAGCACAAGAAGCUACGCACACCUCUCAACUACAUCCUUCUCAACCUGGCCGUGGCUGACCUCUUCAUGGUCUUUGGAGGCUUCACCACCACCCUCUACACCUCUCUGCAUGGAUUCUUCAUCUUUGGGCCCACAGGAUGCAAUCUGGAGGGCUUCUUUGCCACCCUGGGCGGUGAAGUUGCCCUGUGGUCCUUGGUGGUCCUGGCCAUCGAGCGGUACGUGGUGGUAUGCAAACCCAUGAGCAACUUCCGCUUCGGGGAGAACCACGCCAUCAUGGGGCUCGCCUCCACCUGGGUCAUGGCACUGGCCUGUGCCGCACCCCCGCUAGCCGGCUGGUCCAGGUACAUCCCAGAGGGCUUGCAGUGCUCAUGCGGGAUCGACUACUACACGCUCAAGCCGGAGGUCAAUAAUGAGUCCUUUGUCAUCUACAUGUUUGUGGUCCACUUCACCAUCCCCAUGAUUGUCAUAUUCUUCUGCUAUGGGCAGCUGGUCUUCACAGUCAAGGAGGCGGCCGCCCAGCAGCAGGAGUCAGCCACCACCCAGAAAGCUGAGAAGGAAGUCACUCGCAUGGUCAUCAUCAUGGUCAUUGCUUUCCUCAUAUGUUGGCUGCCCUACGCUAGUGUGGCGUUCUACAUCUUCACCCACCAGGGCUCCAACUUUGGCCCCAUCUUCAUGACACUGCCGGCAUUCUUCGCCAAGUCCGCCUCCAUCUACAACCCCGUCAUCUAUAUCAUGAUGAACAAGCAGUUCCGGAACUGCAUGCUCACCACCCUCUGCUGUGGCAAGAACCCACUGGGUGACGAUGAGGCCUCCACCACGGCCUCCAAGACGGAGACCAGCCAGGUGGCGCCAGCCUAAGCCCUGUCAAGGACUCUGUGGCCGACAGUAGGAGUCUCCCGUCCCCCACACCCACCCCCAGGGACAGCUGCCCCAUCAG
Rhinolophus ferrumequinum (greater horseshoe bat) is the source of this 1221-nucleotide messenger RNA. It is a transcript of the gene RHO, whose product is annotated as rhodopsin. Gene Ontology annotation, biological process: phototransduction; G protein-coupled receptor signaling pathway; visual perception. Lineage: Eukaryota; Metazoa; Chordata; Mammalia; Chiroptera; Rhinolophidae. Gene Ontology annotation, molecular function: G protein-coupled receptor activity. The transcript is spliced from 5 exons. The record is from RefSeq and is a predicted model, not a curated record. The coding region runs from base 96 to 1142 and encodes 348 amino acids. Gene Ontology annotation, cellular component: membrane; photoreceptor outer segment.